UGAAACGCAUUCAACGGCUCGUCAGGUACAGCCUGAUAUAUAUCUGAAACACUGACUUCAAAUUAACUCAGAAAUCCAAAUUUCUCUUUAAAACUAAAAAAGCCGUUUAAAACACGACCACUUAAUUAUUGCAGCUUUUCUGGAUUUGUCUAUUGAAAACGUGAAAUAUUUACUGGAAAUAUUUUUGGAGAAUUUCUAGUGCAGAAUUUUUUGGUGUGACUUAUCAGUUACUUAACGGAAAGGUUAAUAUAUAUAUAGUUGUUGGAACAUGGAAAGCUCCAACAUUGGUUUUGUUUUUUUCCUUGCAUUUAACGUCGUCAUCCCAAGAGCCUUUUGCCUAGAAUGCUAUUCGUGCAAGUCACAUGUUUCAUGGGAGGACUGUGAAGAAAACAAAGCAAUAGUGGUCUGCUCAGAUCCAUCAUUGGAUACCUGUGUUAAAGCUCACCGCGCCUUUGUUCAGCUGAACGGACAAGCAACGCAACGUUUUCAAAAAUAUUGCUUUAAUUACGGCGACUGCAACAAGAAAAGCUGUAUGGAUACCAACGAGGUAAAGAAAGGAAGCUGGUGUGAAAUCGAAUGCUGUAACACAACACUGUGUAACACCGGUGUCACGCCAUUGGCAAGAAAACGUAAUGGGAGUGGGAGUCACAUGGCAUUUGCUUCAGCCAAUCAGGUUGUUAUCAUGAUGUUGAUUGCUUUAGUAUUUGUGUUCUAGCUGGUUAGCAUGCAGUUACAUCAUCAAGCAUGCGCAGGUUGAGAUGAUGAAUACUCGUUACCAGUUCCUUUCAAGAGACUAAAAAAAUCAUCUUAAAAGUGUGUAUACCGCUGUUUACCUUAAACAAGAACUCAUUUAUUAAGAGUAACCUAAUGGCGAAAUAUUCACAAAUGCUAACAAUAUUAAACUAAAUAUUGUAUUUUGAUAUUAGCUUUGUUAAGAUCUUCAUGUAAAGCAUCGUGGACAUUCCGCUAAAGUUAUGUUUUUUGGCAAAAUAGAGCUUAUCUUAUUGAAUCUUGACAUUUCGUCAAAUUGUACCAUUAAAAGAGAAAAAGUCCUUCAAAAA
Actinia tenebrosa (Australian red waratah sea anemone) is the source of this 1061-nucleotide messenger RNA. Its product is annotated as CUB domain-containing protein. The record is from RefSeq and is a predicted model, not a curated record. NCBI's taxonomy places the organism in Eukaryota, Metazoa, Cnidaria, Anthozoa, Actiniaria, Actiniidae.